AUGACUGGUGUCCAGAGUGACAGGGAGCAGGUGACUGGGGAACAGAGUGACAGGGAGCAGGUGACUGGGGAACAGAGUGACAGGGAGCAGGUGACUGGGGAACAGAGUGACAGGGAGCAGGUGACUGGGGAACAGAGUGACAGGGAGCAGGUGACUGGGGAACAGAGUGACCGGGAGCAGGUGACUGGGGAACAGAGUGACAGGGAGCAGGUGACUGGUGUCCAGAGUGACAGGGAGCAGGUGACUGGGGAACAGAGUGGCAGGGAGCAGGUGACUGGGGAACAGAGUGACAGGGAGCAGGUGACUGGUGUCCAGAGUGACAGGGAGCAGGUGACUGGUGUCCAGAGUGACAGGGAGCAGGUGACUGGUGUCCAGAGUGACAGGGAGCAGGUGACUGGUGUCCAGAGUGACAUGGAGCAGGUGACUGGUGUCCAGAGUGACAGGGAGCAUGUGACUGGGGAACAGAGUGGCAGGGAGCAGGUGACUGGGGAACAGAGUGACAGGGAGCAGGUGACUGGGGAACAGAGUGGCAGGGAGCAGGUGACUGGUGUCCAGAGUGACAGGGAGCAGGUGACUGGUGUCCAGAGUGACAGGGAGCAUGUGACUGGGGAACAGAGUGGCAGGGAGCAGGUGACUGGGGAACAGAGUGACAGGGAGCAGGUGACUGGUGUCCAGAGUGACAGGGAGCAGGUGACUGGUGUCCAGAGUGACAGGGAGCAGGUGACUGGUGUCCAGAGUGACAUGGAGCAGGUGACUGGUGUCCAGAGUGACAGGGAGCAGGUGACUGGGGAACAGAGUGGCAGGGAGCAGGUGACUGGGGAACAGAGUGGCAGGGAGCAGGUGACUGGGGAACAGAGUGACAGGGAGCAGGUGACUGGGGAACAGAGUGGCAGGGAGCAGAUGACUGGGGAACAGAGUGACAGGGAGCAGGUGACUGGUGUCCAGAGUGACAGGGAGCAGGUGACUGGUGUCCAGAGUGACAGGGAGCAGGUGACUGGGGAACAGAGUGACAGGGAGCAGGUGACUGGUGUCCAGAGUGGCAGGGAGCAGGUGACUGGUGUCCAGAGUGGCAGGGAGCAGGUGACUGGUGUCCAGAGUGGCAGGGAGCAGGUGACUAUUGUCCAGAGUGACAAGGUGAUUUCUAGAACUGCAGUAGCGGCAGUCAGCAGUUUUAGGUUCCUCAGCGUCCACAUCACCGAGGACUUGGCAUGGACCAACAACACAACCACUCUCGUCAAGAGGGCACAACAGCGUUUCCACUUCCUAAAGUGGCUGAAGAAAUGUGUCAUGCCACCCCAGGACCUAUACAAGAACUACCGCUGUACCAUCGAGCGUGUCCUGACCAGUUGCAUCAUGGUCCACGACCGCAAGGCCCUCCAGCGGGUGGUGGUGAAGACGGCCCAGCACAUCAAGUACUGCAGCAUCAUCAAGGACCCCACACCUCCAGCUGUUCACUCCUUUACCAUAGAGCAGACAGUGUCGGUGCCCCCUGCUGUGUCCCCUGCUGUGCCCCCUGCUGUGUCCCCUGCUGUGCCCCCUGCUGUGUCCCCUGCUGUGGCUCUGCUGUCCUCCUAG
Messenger RNA from Oncorhynchus mykiss (rainbow trout), 1575 nucleotides. The record is from RefSeq and is a predicted model, not a curated record. Lineage: Eukaryota; Metazoa; Chordata; Actinopteri; Salmoniformes; Salmonidae.